Messenger RNA from Sebastes umbrosus (honeycomb rockfish), 1389 nucleotides. RefSeq names its product SLAM family member 7-like. Bases 102 to 881 code for a protein of 259 amino acids. The record is from RefSeq and is a predicted model, not a curated record. Lineage: Eukaryota; Metazoa; Chordata; Actinopteri; Perciformes; Sebastidae. The transcript has 4 exons.
GGUACAAGGCUUUAACUCUGUAGUGUGCUUGUUAGAGAAAACAGAACACACACAUUAUUGCAUCGUGUAGUCAGACAGGGCAACCGGACAGAGACUCGAUAAUGUCUAUCUUCGUGAUACUGGGGCUGCUGGUCUGCAUCAUAGAGGCACAAGGGCCCAGUGCUGUGACUCCUGUGUUUGUGCAGAAGGGAGGGGAUGUGCUUCUGAAUGUUGAUGCUGAUGUUCCUGAGGAUUUUCUUUUUGUUGAGUGGAACUUCAAUAAAACGAUCGUUUUAGUAAGAUUUCUACCUGGUGGUGAACAACCAACAGUCUCUCCUGGUUACACUGGAAGGGUUGAGUUUCCUGAGAAAAAAUACUCUAUGAAAUUGAAGAAUCUACAAGAGGCAGACAGGGGAGUUUAUACUGCACGAGUGGCAUUGGAAGAAGGAGACCGAACACUAGCUCAAUACAACGUCAUAGUUCAAGAUCCAGUGUCUCCAGUUAAUCUGUCAGUGAUCUCAGUAGACUCCAGAAGCUCAGAGUGUGACCUCACUGUGACCUGCAGAACACAGGACUCUCACAUUAACAGCACUUUUAGAUGUGACUACCAAACCUGCAGUCAGGAGGGAGGAGAGCAAUCAGAGGUCACAACCUCUGGUGCUUCUCUCCACGUCUACCUGCUGAAUGGCUCAAUCAUCUGUACCCAUAGCAACCAGGUCAGCUGGACCGAGGACAUUGAAAUAAUUGGACAUCUUUGCCCCCUACCUGAUGAUCCAGUGUGUCCUCCUGCUGGUAUCUCUGUGUGCCUGCUGAAGAUAGUCGUGUUCUCUGUCGGUCUGAUCAUCAUGGUGUCUGCUGUCAUCACUGUUCACCUCAUGGAGAAGCUCAAGAAGCACAAAUAAACAAAUAGUUCUCUACCAGCCAAUCUUACAUUUAUGUUAUCACACUCUUUAGUUAAAGGUACCCUGUUUUCUUUGUAUUGCUCGAGCCCUCAUGGUACACAUCCCUGCCACUGAUCUUAUGCUAUUCCACUGAUCCACAGUUGGUGGCAGUAACGCACCAAGAAAUGGAGUAAUGCACCAACAAAGGUGAAGAGGUAGAAGACUGCAAGCCAGCAAACAUGGAUGUAAACCAUUUAGGAUUUAAAGUAUUUGUAAAAAUCAGCUUUGCAAAUGUUUCAUGAGGAAGGAAACUGAUUCAACACGUUAAUAAGGCUUCAAAGAUACUAACAAUGCAUUCUGACAAGUAAGGAAACAAGAAAACUGCACAGGACACCUUUAAUACAAAUGCAGAUUAUUCUUGAUUAUCUAUUGAUUGUACCCAAUAAUCACUGUUCUCACUUUGUAAAUAAAAUGCUUGUACAGAAAUAACCACGUUAAAGAUGUUUUUGGACGAUGUUAUCUUGAAAAA